AUGAAUACCACAGAAAAAGAACUCCAGCCUGGCUUCAGGAGGAGUCGUAUGACAUCCGUAAAAGGUCCAAGAACUAGAAGUGUUGUAACAUUUAAUCCAACAACUGUUAGCCCAGGUGAAGAGCUGUACAUUAACAUCCCCAAACUAAAGCCUGACUCUUGCCUAGUCCCAGGAUCGUUUGCACUAUUAUUUGACUUUAAAAAUUCCAAUACAAAAAGCCGCUUUAAUAACAACCUGUCUAAGUUGAUAGCUAAGCGUCUUCAGAUUAAAGUAGCAGGUGAAACAGCUUAUGACUGUUCAGGAGAGAGUUUGUACGAAAUAUACAAAGAUCUAUGGCUAACACUAGGUGACAGAAAGAAGAUGACUGAACAAGGUCUUGCAAGUGAGAAUCUCAGGAAGCUGAUAUCAGGUGAUGACUCAGGUGUAAAGGUAGGUGAUACAAAUAAAGUAGCAGAUGCACUCCUCCAUAGUGUGUACGGUUCUAAGCUGAGGAAACCAAUUGAUAAAAUAAUUGCAGACCAUGGACUCUACACACCGUUCUCCAUGAAUAACAAUCCUAUGUACAUCUUCACACUCUACCUCACAAUCCUAUGUACAUCCGCAAUCAGAUGA
Molecule: messenger RNA, 612 nt
Organism: Paramuricea clavata
Lineage: Eukaryota; Metazoa; Cnidaria; Anthozoa; Malacalcyonacea; Plexauridae
Source: the annotation of a GenBank genome assembly